Messenger RNA from Emericellopsis atlantica, 1166 nucleotides. RefSeq lists its product as uncharacterized. The record is from RefSeq and is a predicted model, not a curated record. The transcript has a single exon. The coding region runs from base 128 to 946 and encodes 272 amino acids. Lineage: Eukaryota; Fungi; Ascomycota; Sordariomycetes; Hypocreales; Bionectriaceae.
CAAAGUGACGUGCGAUCGCUGCCGACCAAAUCACAAGUGUUCGCGGUACUACGCGAUCACUGAACGGAGCUGACCUUCUGGCGCACCUUUUGCUCAAACAAAGCCCACCACUCUAGUGCCGGCUUUGAUGGCUCAGCACACACGAUCGCCGAGCAAAUCGCAGCGCGAUCCGCCGCCUUCUUUGUUCCUGCACCCCUCGCCAUCCGCCUCUCAUGUGUCGCUACCUGGUAUCCUGGCGCCGGGCGCCUCCGCUCCAGGACCGAAUCCCUUGACGCGGGAACGAUCAAACCUUGAUGUAUACUCGGGGAGUCUGUCACCAUCGACUGCCAAUAGACCGCGGAGGGUUUUUAGAAGCGGCGAAAGUACAAGGAGCACUGAUAGGACGGAUGCCUUGUGGGCUGAAAUGCAAGCUACCUUGGAAGAGGUAGAACUGUCAGCAUCAGGAGGUACCCACGUGUUUGGGCCAGAGCAUGACCGCAAACUAGGAGAUCUACGUGCGGCGCAGAUUGCUCUUGCACAGGCGUGGGCCCGAAGCGAAGCUGACGAUGCGAUCGAGACAAUGUAUCGAGACAGGGCUGGCUCAGCAGCUGGAGACGAAGUCCGCAACAUGAAAGGGACAGUCGGCGAUGCGUCCAAGUCGGCUGGUGGAGAGGGCACUGAGGCAGUAAAAAGCACAGCGCCAUCUACCACUGGGGGCAAGUCCGAUGCGAGCUCAGCAGGGGCAGAUCGCUUGGGCGCGAGACUGGAAGAAGAGACUGAAGCAGACAUACUGCUUGCGCGGAAGCGGCGCGAAGCCAACGAUGAGUACUUUCAGAGGGUCAACAAUGGAGUUGUCGACGUUGUGGCUAAGCUCGACGACGUGGCCAAAGCAAUGCGCAGCAUCGAACGAGAGAGCAAGGACGUGUGGGCGGAGAGCGAGGCAAUGACCGGAAGCGUCAAGUCGUAAGGGGAGGGAGCGCUCAGCUUGUCACGAUCAUUCUUCUUUUUAGCGAGCAUUGUAAUUUGCAUCUCUUCAGCAACAAGGCGUUUGGGCGCUGUCGUGUGGGGGUGCCUCUAAUCAUGUUGUAUAAAUGUCCGUAAGUCGAUGAGAUGCCACCCCGUAUUCUGUAGCUCGCACCUUUUGCAUUGGCCCUUCCACAUGACGUGUUGAAAGCUCUCAUCCGGCA